CUUCCUCCCUGUUCUCAUCCUGUGAGUGCCCAAGUCCAGCCCCAGAGACACUGCAGUUCUCUGUCCUCACCUUCUCACCUGUAUUUCCUGCCCUUAGGGCCACACCUGCCCUGCAAAGUGAAACCCAGCCAGGAGCUCAGGCGCAAGAAGAGCCCAAGAGAAGACUUUCCAGGCUCCUGAGCAGGAGUGUCAGAAGUCAGGACAGGCAGACCCAGGAUCACAGCAAUUAUGGCUUCAGAAUUCAUGAUGAAUGUAAAGGAGGAGGUGACCUGUCCUAUCUGUCUGGACCUCAUGGUGGAGCCCGUGAGUGCCGAUUGUGGUCACAGCUUCUGCCGAGCCUGCAUCACACUGAACUAUGAGUCCAGCAAAGUCAAAGAAGGGGAAGGCAUCUGCCCUAUGUGCCAAGUUAGUUACCUGUUUGGGGAUCUGAGGCCUAAUCGGCAUAUGGCCAACAUAGUGGAGAGGCUCAAGGAGUUCAAGUCCAGCUCAGGGGAGGAGCAGAAGGUGAAUGUUUGUGCAAAGCAUGGAGAGAAACUCCAGCUCUUCUGUGAGAAGGACAAGGUGGCCAUCUGCUGGCUUUGUGAGCGAUCUCAGGAGCACCGUGGUCACCAAACAGCUCUCAUUGAAGAGGCGGCCCAUGAGUACAAGGGGAAGCUCCAGGUCGCUCUGCAAAAGCUGAUGUCAGACAAGAAAGAAUUAGAGAACUGGAAAGAUGACCUUCAAAAGGAGAGAACUUCCUGGGAGAAUCAAAUACAGAAAGAUGUAGAAAACGUUCAGACAGAAUUUAGAAGACUAAGAGACGUCCUGGACUCUGAAGAGAAGAAUGAACUGCAGAAGCUGACGCAAGAGAAGGAUGACGUUCUGAGCAACCUGGCAGAGUCUGAAAGUAAGCAUGCCCAACAGAGCAAGUUGCUAGGAGACCUCAUCUCAGAUGUGGAGCGUCAGCUGCAGUGCUCAGCCAUGGAGAUGCUGCAGGGUGUGGAUGACAUCAUAAUAUGGAGUGAGGCCUUUUCAGUGAUGAAGCCCAAAGCCAUCCCCAAGAAACGAAGAAGAGUGUUCCAAGCCCCUGAUCUACAAGGCAUGCUGCAAGUGCUUCAAGAGCUCAUGGAGGCCCGGCGCUACUGGGUUCAAGUGACACUGGUUGAGAACAACAAUCCAAACAUCACCAUUACUGCAGACAAAAGAGAAAUAAGAUAUGAAGAACAUCAAACAAGAAAUAUUGCACCUGGGUGUGAGAACUCUCAUGAUGGUGUCCUGGGCUACCCAUCUAUCCAAUCAGGAAAGCAUUAUUGGGAAGUAGAUGUGUCUGGAAAAAGUGCCUGGGUUCUGGGAUUAAGUGAUGGAAGCUACCUCUUCAAUCCGAUAUUUCAUUCAAAUGCUGAAAGCCGCCUAAAUCCCUUAUUUCGUUUGGGUGUUAGCAAUGAUUCACAUUAUCAACCUAAAUAUGGCUUCUGGGUUAUAGGGCUGUGGAACAAGUGCGUGUAUAAUGCUUUUGAGGAGUGUGCCAUCACAGGCAGGCCCAAUGUCCUGACCCUCUCGUUGAUGGUUCCUCCCUGUCGAGUUGGCGUUUUCCUCGACUAUGCAGCCGGCACUCUCUCGUUUUUCAAUAUUUCCCACCAUGGGACUCUCAUCUACAGAUUCUGUGCAAAUUCUUUUCCUGAUAAUGUUCUUCCAUAUUUUAAUCCUAGGCGAUGUUCAGUGCCAAUGACAGUAUGCUGGUCAGACUCGUAAAACUUCAUCUGUUUCUCUGUAGGGCCAUUGGCUCUGGUGUGUAUCUUAUUUGCCUGACCUCUUGGGCACCAUUUUACCCAUAUAUAUAUAUGGAGAUAAUUUGCUGUCUCUAGCCUUCCUGUGUGAACAUCUUUCACUGGUGAAUAAAAUAUAUUCAUUCUUUGGGCCAUAUUCUCAGUUCCUUGGUAUUUUAGGUAGGAAUAGUAAAUCAUUCACCAUAUAUUCAAGGACAAAUAUUUGAGUCCUCACUAUGGAAGAUAACACUGCUACCAAAUUCUUCCUUUAUUCUCGGUGGCAGAGACGGAACCCAAGGCCUCAUGCUUACUGAGAAGGCGCUCCACGACUAGUGCCUGCCUCAGUUCCCCUCAUGUCUCUAUACCUCAUUCUACUCCUCGGGGAAAGGAAAAGAAAGGAAGUUCUUCAACAGCUUGUCUACUAGUUUUGAGAAUUAUACGUAGGAGUCCAUGGUUAAGAAAUGUACCCUUAGCAGUAGGUCAUUUUCACCAUGAUGCUUCUUCAUCAAGGAACUUAGGAGAAAACAUCACAAAUGACAGACACUAGAAGUCAGCCGUGCGCUCGCUCACCUAGGCCAUAUGUCUACCCAAAGUGGAAUGACACAGAGACAAUUAAUAUGGCCCCCGCUGAAGGAUGACACACACAUUCAUGAAGUGCUCCUUUUUUGUUUUGUUUUGUUUUUUGGUUUUUUUUGUGACAGGGUUUGUCUGUGUAGCUCUGGCUGUCCUGGAAUUCACUUUGUAGAUCAGGCUGGCCUUGAACUUAGAGAUAUCUGCCUGCCUCUGACUCUCAAGUGCUGGGAUUAAAGGUAUGCACCACCACUACCUAGCACCUGGCACAUGUUCUAUAUUUUUGAAGAAUAUUAGCGUCCUAAAACAUCUUAGCAAGACAGACAGAGACACACACACACACACACACACACACACACACACAUACACACACGCACGCACGUGCAUGCACACCCACACACUAGAGGGAAAGAGAGAGAGACAGAUUGAGAUAGAGUAGACAAUGUGUGGCCAGAGUACCUGAGUUCAAGUUCAAGUCCUGGUUCUACCAUGCCAGCGGUUCUAGCACACUUAACAGAUGUGCUUAUUCUGUUAUAAUUUUGCUGUAAAUAGUGCAGGUGCCUCAAGCCAAUGUAAGGAAAUGAGUAUGAAGCUGGCGAUACAGCUCAGUGGGUAAUAGCCCUUGUCACCAAACCUGGGCAGCUGAGUUCGAUCCCCUGAACCCAUAUCCAUACAGUCUUCCCUCUGAAUUCACACACGCUGUGGCAUACAGAGACUCAGACACAUACAUCAACAUAAAAUGAGCAAAUGCAAUUUUUUAAAAAAUAAGAAACUCAGUAAGUAUAGAGCAUCCACUGAAGUUUCUCAGUUUGUUCUGUUAAUUUCCAUGAGCUAUACACUGUAUUGUAGUGUCCCAUGAAGCCAUGGGCAAGUGGGGAACAAGGACCGACUUUCUACCAGUCUUACUUCUAGUCCCUAGAUAACUCCCAUGAUCACAUGAUUCCAGGGUUCUCGUGAGUGUCCAUGCGUGUGUAUGUGUCUUCUUUCUCACUCUUGAGAGUGAUUUGGUACCUUACCGAGAACUGAACUUUGUGACAUUCUAAUCUUUCAGUGUGUAGUAAACAUAGACAAUAGAGAAUUUCCUAGAGACUUGCCUUGUUCCAGCAGUCCAGUAUAGUGUCUUGUUCCACUGGGGGAGGGGUGUCUUUAUCACUGUGACUAAGAUUCUGUAUCAGAACUUUCAUGGUAGCUCAUUUGUGCUAUCCCUGUAUCUGGGAGGUUGUGGCAGGAAAAUUGCUGUGUAUUUGAAGUCUCACAUACAGAGUGAGACACCAUCACAAACAAAAAUAAAGUGUAUGUAUUGGUUGAUUUCAAAACCAUUGCUCCACUUUGUUGUAAGAAAUGAAAUAACUAGAUUGCAAAAUCCCAGAUUUUUUUGUUCUAAUAAUUUGUAAAUAAAUGUUUCUGUUUGUUAAAAUUCUUAA
Messenger RNA from Myodes glareolus (Bank vole), 3739 nucleotides. RefSeq names its product tripartite motif-containing protein 30A-like. The record is from RefSeq and is a predicted model, not a curated record. Gene Ontology annotation, molecular function: zinc ion binding; protein binding. Lineage: Eukaryota; Metazoa; Chordata; Mammalia; Rodentia; Cricetidae.